This is a messenger RNA of Linum tenue, 768 nucleotides long. The record is from the annotation of a GenBank genome assembly. Lineage: Eukaryota; Viridiplantae; Streptophyta; Magnoliopsida; Malpighiales; Linaceae.
AGCUUAUUAAUCUCAACCCAACAACUCCGUCCAUCCACCCAUCCUAAUUAAUUUCCUGCCCAUGGAGACCCAACAAGCUCACAUUUCUGCCGCCGCACCGGCGCCGCCAGCCCCGCUAGGUGAUUACGAAGACUUUCAGCCACUCUCCACGUGGCAAACCACCGAAUCCCACCACAUUGUUCGCCUCCAUCUUCAUGGUUUUAGAAAGGAGCAGAUGAGAGUCCGACUAGAUAGCCGUGGAAUCCUGUCAAUAACCGGAGAGCGCCCUGCUGCCGAGGAGGAGGCCAAUGAACGUUCACAUUCGGGCCGGAGGCGGCAUCGUCGGUUCCGCAAGGAAAUCAAGGUGGCUUGCCGGUCGCCGGACAAGAUUCGUGCUAAGUUUUCAGCCGGAGUUCUGACGGUGGCGCUGCCUUUGGAAGCUAAUCCUCGCGACCACAACGAGGAUAGCGUUUCCACGAGGAUUAGCAUCAACCUUGAAAGUGCGCCGUUGUAUUGUUCGGCGGCGGCGAUGUCCGGUUACUUGUGGCGGCUGAGGAAGUGGUUCGAGAAUUUGCCGAGAGUGGGGAAGGUGUGCUUGGUUCUGCUUGGCGUGGCGCUGCUGAUGGGUCUUGUUGCCGCGCUGAGCGUCUCUUUUUGGAUUAGUAGUCGUCAUGUCACCCACUAAAUGAUCACGGGAGAGAGGUUAUAUUAUUAUUCAGAGAUGACAUAAUUAUGAUUAUGAUGCAUUUGAAAUUCGUUGUAAUAGCGUGUUUCAAAUUUACAUAAACG